AUGAAGUACACCACCGCCACCCUCGCUGUCCUCGCCGGUCUCGCCUCCGCCCACGACAACCCUUUCGGUGAUUCUAUCCCCCAUUGCGCUGUUGACUGCAUCACCGCCGGUAUCGCUAGCAUCGGCUGCGAUAUCUCUGAUACCGCCUGCGCUUGCACCGAAGCCAACCUCGCUAAGCUCGGCACUGAUGCCACCCUUAUUACGUGCCUAACUACCUCUUGCACUGACCCCGCCGAGCUUGCCGCCGCCGCCCAGGCCGGAACCGCGCUCUGUGCUGGUGGCAGCCCCUCGGGCUCUGACAGUGCCAGUGCCACUCCCACCGACGACGAUACCAAGCCAAGCGACACCUCAUCCUCCACUCCCUCUGGCGGCUCGGGCUCCAACACCACCGUCACUAACACCGGCUCCGGUCCUUCUCCUACUGGCUCAGGCUCAGGCUCUGGUUCCGGCUCUGGUUCCGGCUCGGGCUCGGGCUCGGGCUCUGGCUCCGAUUCUGGCUCUGGUUCCGAUUCCGACUCAAACAACGAUGCUGGCUCUGGUGCUUCCAUCAACGCCAUCUUCGGCGGUGCUGCCUUCCUCGCUGCCUUCUUCGCUCUCUAA
Molecule: messenger RNA, 600 nt
Organism: Parascedosporium putredinis
Lineage: Eukaryota; Fungi; Ascomycota; Sordariomycetes; Microascales; Microascaceae
Source: the annotation of a GenBank genome assembly